AUGCUGGUCUCAGUUUUCAAAGUUGGAUCAGAAAAGUUGACAAACAAAAGAAAAUUUCUUGACAAUGCUUUAUCACAUGUAGGAGCUCACAUCCAGCCUCUAGAUGCUAGAAUAGCUUGGCCAUUCGAGUGCUGCUAUAGAAAGCUCCUUUGUCAAACUUUAUUAAAUAACAGAAAUCAAAGAUGGGGAACGAAUAAAAAAGAGUAUUACGAUGCAGAAGAGCUAUCUGAUUUGGACGAAGCAAAGGAAGAAGAAAAAGAAGUAUUGAGAUUACAAAAGAUGAGAAUUAGUAAAAUGACCGAAGCUGAUUUUUUUGAUGACGAUGAUGAUAAUUUGAAAUUUAUUAAUGUAGAUAAUAAAUAUUUAAAAAUUGAAAAAGAUAUUGAUUUGGAGUUUUUAAAAAUUUGA
Messenger RNA from Entrophospora sp. SA101, 408 nucleotides. NCBI's taxonomy places the organism in Eukaryota, Fungi, Glomeromycota, Glomeromycetes, Entrophosporales, Entrophosporaceae. The record is from the annotation of a GenBank genome assembly.